GCACUGGACAAAGCAAGUUUGCAUCGAGUCAUUACCAGUCCACCAGCACAGCAUGAGUUACGAAUCGAGAGGCUACAACCGAUCGCGUCACGAAGGUGGCGGUCGUUACAGAAGAGGAUCCGGCGGACAUCACGGAGGCGGUGGUCCGCGUUACAGAGAUGACCGAAGACCUUAUCGACGCCCGUACGAUCGCGAACCUUCGCCUCAAAACGACGAUGUGGACGACAUUGAAGUGCGUUUGAAGGGACUUAUUGUCAAAAUUGGUGACAAGAUCUCGCCUGAACUUGAAGUCAACUUGAACAAAAUGAAAAAUAUUCUGGAUAACGAUUACGCCAAGUAUCCCGAUACCGUUCAAAGCACAAUGAAAGCAUGUAUCAGCGAGAUUCCUGCAAAAGCCCCGGUGUAUGGCUCACUGAUGGGUUUAUUGAACGUAUCGAAUAACGAUUUAGUCGCACGCCUUAUGACCGAUUUUAACAAUCUGAUGCAAGAAACCGUGAGCAGCUGCGACUGGUUCAAGCUGAAGCAGUUGAUCCGCUUUUACGGCGAACUGACGAAUGCUAAUGUGAUCACCUCCGCAGCUUAUUGCAACCUCCUCAACGAUUUAUUAGCCGUCUUGGAAGAACCUCAUCUUCUUCGACGUCGUGCUGACAGCGCCGUCUAUAUUGUGUUAUCCACCUUGCCUUGGAGUGGCAAAACAUUGAGCGAAUCCAAUUUCGAGGAUUUGAACCAAAUCCUCAAGAAAAUUGAAUUAUACUUGCAGCAGCGAAAGGAAAGCGAUGCAGUGGAUCUUUUGCAGCAAUAUCACGGCGAUGACUCUGUGUCAAACCAGGAUUCAUUGGCUCACAUUUGGGAAUUGAUUCAACAAUUGCAAAAUAAUGGUUGGAACGUGGAUGUCCUGCCAAAGCCUUAUCGCUGGUUCCGUCAAGAGUUCGAGGCAGCAACACAGCAUGAGAUUCCUCGUUUGGAGUUGCCUGCCCAUUCUGAUACUAGCAUUUAUUGCACCCCCACGAGAAUUCUGAAUCUCUUGAUGGAUGAAAACAAGCAGAGCGUGGGUCACUUGCCGGAUCAUAUGAGCUUAAAUUAUUUCAUAUUGCAAGAUGUCAUUGUGGACACCCUCCAUAUUUUCGAAUCCAACCGCAAAGAAUGUGCCAAAUACCUUAUGGGUAUCCCCAACAGCUUCGAACCUGGUCACUUUGAAUCAUCAUCGUCCUUGCAGAGCGCCGAUCGAAUGGAUGAGGAUGAGGCCGGUUGGAGUUUGCCUGAUCUGUUGUUCGAAGUGAUUAUAGCGCAAAUGUUGGCGUUGCCAUCGGCUCCCUAUAGACAAGUAUUCUACAGCUGUAUUCUCAUGGAACUUUGCCGCGCAGAUACAGCCAAUUUCCCUAGAGCAUUAGGUCGAGGUGUCAAAGUGAUGUUUGAGCGAUUGCCCAACAUGGAUGCCGAAUGUGUUUAUCGUCUGUGGUGUUGGUUCUCUCACCAUCUUAGCAACUUUGGUUUCCAGUGGGAUUGGGAUGCUUGGAAAGAUGCGUUAAGUUUGGAUCCGCUCCAUCCUCAAUUGUGCUUCAUCAGAGAAACUUUGGAAAAAGAGAUUCGCCUGAGUUACUAUGAGCGUAUCAAGUCCAUCAUCCCCGAGGCUUUCCGCAGCGUCAUUCCUAGCGCUGCACCCGCCCCUGAUUUCAAGUAUAAAAACCCUGAAGACCCACUUCACCAGUCCGCAAAGACCAUGAUUGAAAAUAUGCGUGCCAAAAAGACCGUGGAAGAAAUCCGCGCUAUUCUGGAUAAAAUCAAGGAAGAUCAAGCCUCACAAGGAAUCAGCGAAGAAGAACAGAACAGCGCUGCUCGCGAAGUAUUUUUGCAUUCACUUUUAUUGGUCGGCAGCAAGAGUUUCUCCCACGUGCUGAAUGUCGUUGAACGUUAUCUUGAAGUGAUGCGUUACGUUAAUUCCACUCCGGAAGCUCGUCUACACACCGUCCAGGUGGUAGCCUCUUUUUGGAAGAAUAACACCCAGUUCUUGGGCAUUAUAUUAGACAAGCUUUUAAAUUAUCGCGUGGUGGAUCCAACCUCUGUUAUUGCUUGGGUUUUUGAAGCGGAUCAGUUGACAAAUGCGGGACGAUCUUAUCCUUGGGAGAUCCUGAAAAAUACACUAAACAAGGUGGUCUCUCGAGUUGUGCAGGUGAAAUCCAAGUUGGAAAGCUUCCAAAAUCUUCAUACCGCGAAUCAAGCGCGACGAGCAGAAGAGCCUACAACAGAGAUGGCACAAGCAGAAGCUCAACAGGAAUUGGAUACGUUACGCAUUGUGGAAAACUCGCUUGCUAUUGUUACCCGAGAAGAGAAGGAAGUGUUUAUGGUCGUGUAUCAGAAAUUCGUUCAUGUUUUACAGGAAAUGCUGGUUUCCUAUUCUGCACAAAGCAUAGAUCCCAAUCAAAACUGGACAUAUUGGUGGGUGCUUGGAUGGUACAGAGAAGUGCUUCGCUUGUAUUUCAAAGAAUGCACCGGUUUUAUGACCACCUUGGAAAGCAUUGUGUUUACUCCCGAUAUCGAUCACCGUAUCACAGGUGUCUUUCAAGAGAUUCGAUCUCUCAGUCAAACGUUCAGUUCAACUGUAUAAUAAGCGGUUACAUAAUAAAAAUUUUCACCUGGUCACCAUUUUUGUGUGUUGUAUGUCUAGGCACCAAAAACUCUGCGCAAGCGAAAAACUCAUUCAAAUAAC
Radiomyces spectabilis is the source of this 2707-nucleotide messenger RNA. RefSeq names its product armadillo-type protein. Gene Ontology annotation, cellular component: nuclear cap binding complex; nucleus. Lineage: Eukaryota; Fungi; Mucoromycota; Mucoromycetes; Mucorales; Radiomycetaceae. The transcript is spliced from 17 exons. Bases 53 to 2605 code for a protein of 850 amino acids. Gene Ontology annotation, biological process: mRNA export from nucleus; nuclear-transcribed mRNA catabolic process, nonsense-mediated decay. The record is from RefSeq and is a predicted model, not a curated record. Gene Ontology annotation, molecular function: protein binding; mRNA binding; RNA cap binding.